UUCUUUUACCAUUAUCUUUUGUUGCUGCACGCAGACCGUAAUGGCGUUGUUGAAGUACUGGCCGAAGACCCACAGUCCAAAAGAGGUGAUGUUCCUGAACGAGUUGGAGGAGAUCCUGGACGUCAUCGAGCCGUCGGAGUUUGUCAAAGUCAUGGAGCCGCUCUUCAGACAGCUGGCCAAGUGUGUGUCCAGCCCACACUUCCAGGUGGCAGAGCGAGCUCUGUACUACUGGAACAAUGAGUACAUCAUGAGCCUGAUCAGCGACAACGCUGCCAAGAUCCUUCCUAUCAUGUUCCCCUCGCUCUACCGCAACUCCAAGACCCACUGGAACAAGACGAUCCACGGGUUGAUCUACAAUGCUCUUAAACUCUUCAUGGAAAUGAACCAGAAGCUGUUUGAUGACUGCACCCAACAGUUCAGGGCCGAGAAAAGCAAAGAGAAAGCCAAAUGGAAAGAGAGGGACGAAGCGUGGCUGAAGAUCGAGAAUCUUGCAAAGUCAAACCCACAGUUUUUGCCAUACGUUGACUCGAUAGGCUGCGAUGGUCCGAUGGACAUGGAGACGGACGGGCCGCUGCUAGACGAUGUCAACCUGCUCAAGAAAAAAGUAGAGCAGGAGGCAAUACAGGUACGGAAUAGACUGUAG
Notothenia coriiceps (black rockcod) is the source of this 643-nucleotide messenger RNA. Its product is annotated as serine/threonine-protein phosphatase 2A 56 kDa regulatory subunit gamma isoform-like. The transcript has 5 exons. Gene Ontology annotation, biological process: protein dephosphorylation; signal transduction. The record is from RefSeq and is a predicted model, not a curated record. Gene Ontology annotation, cellular component: protein phosphatase type 2A complex; nucleus; cytosol. Gene Ontology annotation, molecular function: protein phosphatase activator activity. NCBI's taxonomy places the organism in Eukaryota, Metazoa, Chordata, Actinopteri, Perciformes, Nototheniidae. Bases 41 to 643 code for a protein of 200 amino acids.